Closterium sp. Naga37s-1 is the source of this 9870-nucleotide messenger RNA. NCBI's taxonomy places the organism in Eukaryota, Viridiplantae, Streptophyta, Zygnematophyceae, Desmidiales, Closteriaceae. The record is from the annotation of a GenBank genome assembly.
AUGCCUCGCAUCUUACGGCAGCUGCCGCUGCUCCGCAGCAGCAGCAAGGAGGAGCGCGGCGCGCCGCUAGAACGCCCAAAGACCGCCCUUCCGUCUGCCAUCCCCGCGUGUUCUUCCGUCGGCCCCGCGCCUAGUCACUCGUCCCUCCUCGAGCGCAAGACGUCGCUCCCCUCCUUCCUCCCGCGCAAGUCUUCCGUGGAGCAGCCGCGCAAAUCCCCCGCGGAGCAGCGCUCCGCGGAGCGCCCGCUCCGCGAGGGUCCCACCGCGCUGCGCCCCAAGUCCCCGCAUCACCUGGAGUGGGUGCGCCAACUGUCGCUCUGGCAGGGCGCGCAGGCGCAGCAGGGGGAAGCGCGAGUGCAAGCGCACGGCGACGCGCAAGGAUGGCCCGCGGCGCAGGAGGCGGAAGUUCCGCGGAACGGACAGUUGAAGGCGUCGCACGUGAAGGCGCGCGGCGAAGCGCAGGGAUCGGCGCAAGAUGCACGAAAAGGGGGAGCGCGGAAGGACGAUGCGCGGAAGGGGUAUGUGUCUCGGCGGAAGCAGUUCGUGCAGCGGAUAACGAGCCGGAGCGCGGAUGCUAACUGUCUCCCUGAGUCGCCAAUUCACGAUGUGUGGGAGGCGGCGGAAGCAGGAAGGCUAGCUAUUUGGGUGGAUCAGACGGACGGCGGCGAUGAAAAAGGGACAGAAUCGGACGGUCGGGAUGCGCUGCAGCAGAAUGGGAUUGGUGCGGGGACGGCGGGGCAGUCGUAUCAGGGGCGUCAGUCUGCUGGUACUGUCCCCGAUAGUGGCGUCUUCGUUAGUGGCGUCUCCGUUAGUGGUGUCUCCGUUAGUGGCGUCUCCGUUAGUGGCGCCUCCGUUAGUAGCUCAGGAUCGACAACCGAUUACAACGUUACGGAUACCGCCAUCAGUGCGACGCCUGAAAGCCGAAUUACUACGACUAGCGGAUAUGCCACAAACGGAUCUGCUUCAAACGCGGUCGUUCCCGGAGGCUGCGGCAGCGCCGCUGCUGCUGCUGCUGCCGUCGCGACGGUUGUAGUACCCAGGAAUCAAAGCGCGGCGGCCGCCGCUGCAGUCGCGAGCGACGCUACAGCUGCUGCGGCUGUAGCGCGGAGUUCUAGCAGCAGCGCGCCGCGCAACGGCCGAUCAGCGGGCCACCGGCGGAGGUUCGUGCGCGCUGCUACCGCCAGCAGCGCUUCCAUGGAGCUGCGCGGUUGGGACGGGGGGAGCGGGGAGAGGGACGGGGAAGGGGGAGGUGAAGGGGAAGGGGAAGGAGAAGGGGAAGGGGAAGGGGAGGGGGAGGGGGAAGAAGCGGGGCGGUUAGAAGGGGGGAGGGAGAGGGGAGCAGAGGGGGAAGCAGAAGGGGAAAUGGCUGCAGUCAAGGCUGCGUUUCAGGCUCGGAGGUCCCAAACCUUGUCCGGACGAGUUGUGCUUUCCUCCCCGAGCCCACCUGGUAGCUUCGACAGCACGUUUGGCAGCACCUUUUCCCAAACCGAAUCUUACGGCAGUGACUGUAGCAGUGUGACUAUAGGAGGGGGGCAAGGGAGAGGAGGAGGAGGAGAAUUUGGGAGAGAAAGGGGAAAAGAACGCGGAUGGCGCGCUGGAGCUCAGAAUCUCUCAGGUGCCGACGUGGCUGCUGACCUGGCAGCAGCAGCUGCAGCUGGAGGUGACACGUCAGCCGCAUCCGACCUGUCACCGGCCGACACGGUGGCAGCAGGGAUAGUCGCUUCCGCGUUAUUCACCCAGAGGUCCCACACCAUGCGGAACCGCAUGGUACCGCUCACCACCAUGGCGGUUACCACCCCCAGAGCCCCCGGCACUGCUGCUGCUGUGGCAACUCCUGGGCGGAAGGGGGGCAGGGGGAAGGGGAGGCGGGGGGGCCGUCCGCCUACUCCUUCUGUAGGGGCCGCGGCUGUGGUUAGUGCAGGGGUAAGCCCAGGGGGAGGUAGAUCCAGUGCAAGUGGUGCACGGGUCAGCCCAGGGGGAGGUAGAUCUGGUGCAGGUAGUUUUAGAAGGAGGUCUGCUGGAGUGGUGAGCCCAGGAGGGGGAGAAACGCAGGAGGAGCUAUCGUUCGAAAUGACGAUUCACCAUCCAGCAGAGGUGCUAUUUAUCGAACCACAGGAGAGCGAGAUGAUGACUGGCCAUCCACCACCACAGACAGGGGUAGGAAACGGCGAGAUGAGGAUACACCACCACCCACCCGAGGUGCUGUUUAUCGAACCACCAGUGCCGAGGUCACAGGUGGUGGGAGGAUCUAUGGGGAGGGCGGCGGAACGCGCGCAGGUGCUAACUGGGGGAGGUGCAACUGGGAGGGCGCAGGUGCUAUCUCUGGAAGUGCCCUCCCCCGGGCCUUCCCCUGGGCCUAGCUGUGGGAUGGACUGGGAGGGGAUUGAGAUUGGGGAGGAGGAACGGGAGGAGGGAGAGGAGGAGGGGUGGAUUGGGGAGGAGGGGGAGGGGGAAGGGGCAGGGGAAUGGAGGGGGGAAGGGUGGGCGGGAUGGAGAGAGAGGGGGAUGGGCGGAGCAGAGGACGAAGGGGAAGGAGAGGAGGAGGAGGAGGAGGAAGAAGAGGGGGAGGAGGAAAGAGAGGAAGGAGAGGAGGAUGAUGCGGAGUUUUGUUCGCCUACGUGGCGCGAGUGGCAUCACUCGGCGUUUUCUAGGGAGGGCGAGUUUGUGGGGCAUAACUCGGGGUUUCUUGAAGAGGGGGAGAUGGGGGAAGGCAUGGGGGUGGGGGGUAGAGGGGGAGCAGCAGGGGAUGGUGCAAGGGGUGGCGAUGACGCAAGAGAGGGGGAUGGUGCGAGGCAGGGUGGAUGGCAAGAGGGCGCAGUGGUGGGCAUAGACUCUGACGAGUGCAACAUGCCCCUAUCCACUGGGAGCAGCGGCCCUCCCCAUUCCUCCUCCAUUUCGCCCCCCCCUUCCGUUUACAGCUGCGCCUCCCCCCAUCCCUCCCCCAUCCCAAUUCCCUUUCCACCACUUAACCCCCUUCUCUCCCCUUCCUCCCCCCCUCUCUCCACCAACUCCCCCCCAAACCCUCCCCUGCAGGCCCCUAUCCGCUGGAAGCAGCGCCUCCCCCUUUCCAGCAUCCCACAGGCCUCCACAAAUCUCUCCCUCCCCCCUGAACCCUCCCCCCCCUCUCAAUCCCCCUCCCUCUCUCCCCAAACCCUCCCCUCUCAAUCCCCCUCCCUCUCUCCCCAAACCCUCCCCUGCAGGCCCCUAUCCGCUGGAAGCAGCCCCUCCCCCCUUCCAGCAUCCCACAGGCUCCCACCCCGCUCUCCCCUCCCCCGAACCAAGAAGCCAGGUUCGGGAGCCUCCGUACCUGUAACGCCGAACCAGACCAGUGGCCCAGGCUGGGGGGUUGCCGAGCCUGAGGCCCCGAGCCGAAUCAGCUCGGAUCGGAGCCCUGGUUACCCUGUUACUGGUAUGAGGAGGAGUAAGAGCACUCCUAGGAUCAAGAAGGGAGGGGGAGAAGGAGGCGGGGAGGUGGAGAGAGAGAGGUUAGUGGUAGUGGGAGAGAGAGGAGGAGCAGCAACAGUUGCAGAGAGAAGGGAUGUGGACACGCAGCUGCUUUUGCAGCAGCACGGGCAGCAGCAGCAGGAGCAGCAGCAGCAGCAGGGACAGCAGCAGCAAGGGCAGCAGGGGGGGCUGGGUGCAAAAGCAGGGAGGUCGAGGGUUGUUCAGCGCAGAUCCAGCAGCUAUCAUGGUGUUCCGGGUUCAGGUGGGGAGGCAUCUCGGGUGGUAACUUUCAGCACUGCUGCGGCCGCUGCGGCUUUUGAGGCGCCUCAAAACAGAUCCAGCAGCUAUCAUGGUGUUCCGGGUUCAGGAGGGGAGGCAUCUCGGGUGGUAACUUUCAGCACUGCUGCGGCUGCUGAUGGUGCUGGUGCUGCUGCUGCUGCUGCUGCUUCUGCCAUGCCCUAUUGCGCCUCAUCUGCUGCUGUCCCUCCUACUCCCACUUCUGCUUCUGCUGCAUCCGCGAAACGCCAAGAGGCCAAAGCGCUAAGAGGCCGCUCCAGAUCACUCGUUGACGAUCGCACUUCGAACCCCUUUGCCAACGCCGAUCCCGUUACUGUUAGCGCUGCUGCCGCCGCCGCCACUGCUCCUGCUGAGAGUACAAAUUCUGUGCCAAUGCGAAGGGCCGAAACACUCAGAGGUCGUUCCAGGUCACUUGUGGAAGACGGCAGAGCAGAACCCUUUGGUUUGCAGACGCGUUUCGAGCCACCAGCUUCACGGCUGGACCAGUCUGUUUCAAUGAGGCGAGCUGAGACGCUGAGAGGUCAGUCUAGCAGGGGAAUCGACCUACGGGGUAGUGCUGCAGAGCAGCAGCAACAGGCGGUUGAAAUGAGACGAGCAAAAACACUCAGGGGACCGUCUAGAAGCGACCAAAAGGGUUGUGCUCUAGAGCAGCAGCAGCCAGUUGAUAUGCGGCGAGCAGAGACGCUGAGAGGAAGGCCUAGAUCGGACUUGAGGCGUAGUGCUUCAGAGCAGCAGCAGCAGCAGCAGCAGCAGCAGCAGCAGCAGCAGCAGCAGCAGCAGCAGCAGCAGCAGCAGCAGCAGCAGCAGCAGUCAAUCGAUAUGCGACGAGCAGAAACACUCAGGGGACCGUCUAGAAGCGACCAAAGAGUAGAGCAGCCACAGCCAGUCGAAAUGCGCCGAGCAGAGACGCUUAGCGGGAGGCCUGAAAACGUGCAAGUGAAUCUGCCAGUCCAGAAAGGCGAUUACCGGGAGAUGAGGCGAUCUGAGACGCUCAGAGGGCGGGCGAGAUCUUCCCAAUUGGAUCCGACGGUUCAGAUUCAAAGCGGGCUGGAGAUGAGGCGAGCAGAGACGCUGAGAGGGAGGGGGAAAUCAGACCGAAUGGGUGAUUCUACAGAGCAGCAGCAGCAUCCAGUUGAUAUGCGGCGAGCAGAGACGCUGAGAGGACGGACGAGAGCAGAGCUUAUUGUCUCUCCUGUUGGUGUGCCUCCUUACAGUGUGUCUCCUUAUAGUGCGUCUCGUUACAGUGUGUCCCCAUCCUGUGUGCCUGCUCACAAUGUGUCUCCUUAUAGUAUGUCUCCUCACAAUGUGUCUCCUUAUAGUAUGUCUCCUCACAAUGUGUCUCCUUAUAGUGUGACUCCUACGUUUGAGUCCCCAACCGCCGUGGACACGUGUGCAAAGACAUUAGAGCCAAGUUUGGGGAGGCAGCAAGCAGCAACGCUCAGAGAAAGGAGCAGGAGCAUUUCUGGGGAGGAGAGUGUGUGGACGAGGCGAGGGGAGAGUGGUGCUGGUGCUGCUGAUGUGGGAGAAGGUACGUGGAGGAGCAGAAACAGGAGCACUUCAGGGGAGGAGGAGAGCGAAGGCAUGAGGCGAAGGGAGAGUGGUGGUAGUGGUAGUGCUGGCGGUGGCGGUGUUGCUGCUGCUGCUCCGGCUGCUGCGGCUGCUGAUGUGGGAGAAGGUACGUGGAGAAGCAGAAGCAGGAGCACUUCAGGGGAGGAGGGUGAAUGCUCGGGGCGAGGGAAGAGUGGUGGCGGUGGUGGCGGUGCUGCUGCUGCUGCUGCUGCUGCUGCUGAUGAUGAUGAUGAUAUGGGAGAAGGUAACUGGUGGAGCAGAAGCAGGAGCAUCUCAGUUGAGGAGGAAAGUGAAGGCACGAGGCUAAGGGAGAGUGGGGGGAUAGGCGCAGGAGAGAGUGUGCGGAUGAGACGAGGUGAGGGGUUGCGAGGGCAGAAUGGGGUGAGGGAUGUUACAGAGGUGGGACGAUCGGGGGGUGAGAAGAGGUUGGGCGGAAUGGGGAUGAGAGUGAGAAGCGGGUCAGAUCUGGAUAGAAUGGGCGAGGGGGAGGUUGUGGAGAUGAGACGAGCAGAGACACUGCGAGGGGAGGGUGGGAGGAGUGGUGGGAGGAGUGGUGGGAGGAGGAUGGGAGGUGAGAGUGGGAAAAGGGUUGGGAGAGGGGUGGAAGGUGCAGGAGGGGUGAAGGGUGGAAAAGGGGGUGGUGCGAGAGGGGUUGGGGGCAUGAGAGUGAGAGCAAGGAGUGGUUCUGAACUGAGUGAGAUGGGCAAGGGGAAUGUGGAGGAAAGUGGUGCGGUGGAAAGAGUUGCAGAGGGAAAAGGUGCUGUGGAGAGCGAUGAGGGGAGAGUUGUGGGUCCGGUGGUGGGUGGUGCAAGAGGGCAUGCAGCGGUUGGGGAGCAACAUGCAGGUGUAGAGAUGCGAAGACAAGCCGGGGGCAUGAGAGUGAGAGCGAAGAGUGGGUCUGAACUGUGUGAGAUGGGCAAAGGGGGUGUGGAGGAAGGAGGUGCGGUAGAGAGUGGCGAGGGAAGCGUUGUGGGUUUGACGGUGGGUCCGAUGGUGGGUGGGGAACAGCAGCAGCAGCAUGCAGUGGCGAUGCGACGAGUGGAGACCAUGCGAGGGCGAGUCGAGCAAGUGCGGGUAAUGCGGGGGGAGCAGCAGAUGAUGCAGCAGGGACAGCAGCACGGGCAGCAGAAGGGGCAGCAGAAGGGGCAGCAGAAGGGGCAGCAAGUUGCAGUGCAUACCGGCCCUAGGCUGAACGGCAAUGCACCUGCUGUUGGUGCUGCUGGUGGUGCUGCUGGUGGUGCUACUGCUGCGGAGAGAAAAGGAAGUGGGCGAAGCUAUCAGAUGCGGCGAUCCCGAACCUCCUCUAAUCAGAGGCUCACCCACACCCCCUCCCCUGAAGGGGAAACUAUGGCUGGCGGGGCGGAUGGGAGGGGAGAAGGGCAGGUGGGGGAGUUGCGGCGAGCAGAGACAACUAGAGGACGGGGCAGCAGCAUUGCCAGCACGAGCACUUGGAGCACGAAGAGCAGAGGGCGGCACUGCAUGCGGCGAUCCAAAACCUCCUCCACAGAGCGCCUCCUCUCCCUCUCGCUCUCCCCCUGCACAGAGCAACAACCCUGCACAGAGCAACAACCCGUGGCAGGACCACCCAAUGAAAUGGCUGCUCAUGGGAGCGAGUCGAGGCGAGGAGGGAGCGUGAGGGAGCGGGGGCGGAAGAAGAGGCUGAAUGCGUGGGAUGUGUUUGGGGACGAAGAGGAUGUGAUUGGGCGGGAAGGGUGUGUGGUGGUGCUCCAAUCAAGUGCUGCCAGGUGUUCUCCUCCUACCGGCUCCUCCCCUCCACUGGGUUUCGCUCCCAGCAUGUUUGAGAAAUUGGCGCCUGCCCGGAGUUUCACAUCUGCCCGGGAAGAGGGGGGGGUUGACUCGAGUCCACCGCUGGUGCGGUCAAAGUCUGAAAAGAGGGUGACGGGGUGGAGAGGACAGGAGCGGGAGGGUUUUGAGAAUUCUCAAAAGCCACCUGUAUCAGUCACGGAUGUCAUAUCUGCCUGGGAGGAGGAGGGGGGUAACUCAAGUCCACCGCUGCUGCAUUCAAAAUCAGAUAGGAGGGUGGCGGGGCGGAGAGGACAGGGGCGGGAGGUUUUUGAGAAUUCUCAAAAGCCACCUGCAUCAGUCAGGGAUGUCAUUUCUGCGUGGGAGGAGGAGGGGGACGUUGACUCGGGUCAACCUCUGGUCCAUCGGUCAAAAUCGGACAAGCGGGUGGCGGGGCGGAGAGGAGCAGGCCGGGAUGGAGUUAAAGGGAAGGAAAUUGUGGAAUUGAGAGGAGAUGAGAUUGUGGGAGGGCGAGAGACGGUGGAGGGGACGGGGAUGCGCCGUGCAGUGAGCGUGCAAGGAGGGUUGGGUAGCCGUAUAGAGGCAUGGUCACAGCAGCAGCAGCAGAAGAAACAACAGCAGCAGAAGCAGAAACAACAGAAGGAGGAGGAAAAGCAGCAGCAGCUGCAGCUACAGGAGGAGGAGGAGGAGGAGGAGGAGGAGGAGGAGGAGGAGGAGGAGGAGGAGGAGGAGGAGGAGGAGGAGGAGGAGGAGGAGGAGGAGGAGGAGGAGGAGGAGGAGGGGCAGCAGCAGAACAAUCGGAUGCAGCAGGGGGAGAGACAGAGGCAGCCUCACAGACACGCGUCUAUGCCAGCUCGCACGCCGAGAGGGACAAGCCUGAUGGAGAGAGAGUGGGCGAAAGGGGAGAUUGGCUCAACUCAACCCGUCAAGCCCAUGAGAAGUGAUGAUGGAGGGAAAGGUGGGAGGAAAGGGACGGGUGUAGCGGUCACAGGAGCUGGGAGAGAGGAGGGGAAAGGGAGAGGAGAGGACGAGAGGCGGAGGCAGGGAGGGGGCGAGGAGGAGGGAGGGGAGAAGCAGCAGCGGGUGAGAGAGAAGGAGGCGUUGAGAGAGAUGGAGAGGGAGAUUAGGGUGAUGUGGGAAAGAAGGGCGCUGGAGCGUGCUGCAGCCAGACGGGCUGGUGAGAGCAAGAGGGAUGGGGAGAGUGGGGAGGUGGUUCAAGGUGGGAGUGAGUGUGGAGGAGAGCAGCGAGGGUUGGAGAGGAGGAGCAAGAGUGUAGGUGAGGGUAGGUUGAGAGGAAGAUGUGGGGUGGUGUGUGAGGGAGUAGCAGUUGAAGGAGGAGGAGGGAUAGAGGAGGCGGAUUUAGAGGAGGAGGAGGUUCCAAGCUACCCUCCAUUAAGUCGCAGCCGCACUCAACCCUCUCGCCUGCCUUCUAACCCAUGCACACCGCGUUACACCCACCUCCCUCCCUUCUCACCGCAUGCCUCCCUCCUUGCGCCGUUGUCCCUCACCGAACCUGGCGCCGAACCUGUUUUCCAAGCCGCAUACCACUAUGAUCUGGUGCAGCCGCUCUCCCCAGACCCGCAGGUCUGGGAGGAGCCUGAGCCUGAAACCGAACCUGAGACCGACCCCCGAGCCAAGCGCCGUGGCUUCCGAGACCGGCUGUUCGGCCGAAGCUCUAGCGGAGGUCGGGACAAACUUGCAGAGGUGGGCAGGGAAGUGAAGGUGGUGAAGCAUGGGACUCAUGGAGGGAGUGUGGGGGGGAUGGAAGGCCGAAACAGCCUGUUUGGGCGAGACGGGUCGUAUGGGCAAGACAGCAUGUUUGGGGGAGAAGGGUCGUAUGGGAAGGGGGGCGCAUGGGGGCUGGAUGGCAGUGGUGGGAGAAUGAGCCGUGACGGGUCUCUCAACCAACAUGCUGCCACGAUGAGCCGAGAUAGUUCCCUCAACCAGAGUGGUGUGUUGAGCCGAGAUGCAUUGUUUGCACGGGACGGGCUAGGCGAGAACGCUGGUGGUGGUGUUGGUGGUGCUGACAGACAGGUUGAGUCCGGUACUGAGGCUAGCAGUGCGGUUCCUUUCUUGCCACAGGUGAAGCACCAAGCAGAGGCAUACAGAGAGAGUGGCGGCAGUGGCACCAGCAGCAGCGGGCACAAAGGUGGCCGCUUCUCCCUGAGAAGACACCUGCAGCGGCUUAAAAGCGGCGAGGCUAAGGCUCCGGUUAACUCUCCUUUACCCCGGGUAGUAGACUCGCUGUUUGAUUUUUCCCCUGACGAGGCUGCAGGUGUUUCCUCCCCUACGCUCUCCUCCUCCCCUUCCCUCUCCUCUUUCUGGGCUGGUAUGUUCUCCCGAACCCAGACCGGGAGCCGCCUGUCAGGCUCGGUAAGCAGCUGGGGAGGCUCGGGAAGGGGGAGUAGGGAUGGGGAUGGGUUGAACGAGGUUGCUUCCGCUGCUUUUGCCACUGCUACUAGUGGUGGUGGUGGUGGUUGCGUUUCUGCUUUUGACAGUAACAGUUACGACGGGGACAGUGUUGUGCCGAUGCGGAGGAGCAAAACGGAUGGGAGGAGGGACUAUAUCGAGAAAGGAGUGAUCCCUGUGAGCAUGAGCGAGAGCAUGAGUUUUGCAGAGAACGAGCUAGUGAAUGUGAUGCGACGGGGGGGUAUGAAAGGGAUGAUGGAAGGGAUGGAUGGGAUGAGGGGAGUGGAGGCAGGAGAGGAGGAUGCAGAUGUGGAAGGGGCAUAUGAGGCAACGGUGUUUACACCUCUCAAGGUGCCCAAGGGCCAAGUCUCCUUCCUGGGCAAGUGA